AUGGGGCAGGAAUCCAGCGUGCCAAGGCUGAACAGAGAGCAGGUUCGGCCAGUGACUAGCGACGACAUCGGCCUGAAGGUGCUCCGCGAGGCAACACCAGAGGCAGCCCAGAGCCCUGACAUCGUUGCGAUCCACGGCAUCGGCGCCCACCCGGACGACAGCUGGUGCAAGAAUGUCGGUACGAAGGAGAUCCCGCGACGGGUCAACUGGCUCGAAGAGGAAGACAUGCUUCCAGGGGUAGUGCCGAGUGCGCGCAUUAUGCGAUACGGAUACGAGUCGAAGUGGUUCGGAGAAGGGGCGAUACAACAGAGGGCGUCAAGGGUUGCACAGCGGUUGCUGCUGGCCUUGAAGCGGGAAAGAAAAGAGUACUCGUUUCGGCCGCUGAUCUUUAUAGCGCACUGCUUCGGCGGGCUGGUUGUGCUGAAGGCACUCCUAGAUGCCCGACAGGUUCCAGAUGAAUGGCCCGGCAUAUACACUUCAACCACGGGCUUGAUAUUCUUCGGCACGCCAUUUCGGGGCGCCGGGGGGAUGAGUCAGAUAGAGAUGCUCGACGCGGCCCGCCGGGAGUAUGAGGCGGAAGAAGUGCAGCCGGACGUUCUGAAGAUACUGGAGCCAGGGAACGAGUUUCUUCAGGACCUGGUCGACCAAUUCGGGAAGACGCGGACAGAGGCGAACAAGACUAUGGUUGCAUGCUUCUACGAGCUCAAGUCAAGCAAUGUUGGAAAGAUUGUGGGCAAAGAGGACCGAAUCGUGAGUUUAGGGAAGGAGUCUGCAUUUCACCAAAACUAA
This is a messenger RNA of Lindgomyces ingoldianus, 789 nucleotides long. RefSeq lists its product as uncharacterized. NCBI's taxonomy places the organism in Eukaryota, Fungi, Ascomycota, Dothideomycetes, Pleosporales, Lindgomycetaceae. The transcript has 4 exons. The record is from RefSeq and is a predicted model, not a curated record. The coding region runs from base 1 to 789 and encodes 262 amino acids.